Molecule: messenger RNA, 2820 nt
Organism: Actinia tenebrosa (Australian red waratah sea anemone)
Lineage: Eukaryota; Metazoa; Cnidaria; Anthozoa; Actiniaria; Actiniidae
Product: E3 ubiquitin-protein ligase synoviolin
Biological process (GO): proteasome-mediated ubiquitin-dependent protein catabolic process; ERAD pathway
Cellular component (GO): endomembrane system
Molecular function (GO): ubiquitin protein ligase activity
Source: RefSeq, a predicted model, not a curated record
UGUAUUUUGAUGUGACUGUAAACCACUCACGUUGAGCCACGAAAAAUGCAAAUGGCUGCCAAAAAUCCCAAAAAAAUCCUCGCUUAAAAACUAAUUCCACGUUAGCCAACCAUGAACUAAAAACCUACGGACUGCUCUUUAUAUUUUCAUGAUGCGAGAGAUGGUUUUAACAGCGGCCAGUCUAACACUGACCGGUGCUGUGGUUGCAAAUGCUUACUACCAAAAACAUCAGUUUUAUCCCUCUGUCGUUUAUCUGACAAAGUCAAGUCCAAGCAUGGCUGUUCUUUAUUUGCAAGCCUUUGUCUUCGUUAUCUUACUGGGCAAACUCAUUCGUAAAGUAUUUUUCGGCCAACUUCGAGCUGCGGAGAUGGAACAUUUAAUUGAAAGAUCCUGGUAUGCUGUAACAGAGACUUGCCUGGCCUUCACAGUAUUCAGAGAUGACUUCAGUCCACGUUUCGUUGCUCAGUUCACAUUACUUCUUUUUAUCAAAUGUUUUCACUGGCUUGCCGAAGAUAGAAUAGACUAUAUGGAAAGAAGUCCAGUGCUUACUUGGCUCUUUCAUCUCAGAGCUGUUACAUUACUGAUGUUUUUAGGAAUGUUUGAUAGCUUUUUGGUUCAUGUUGCUUAUAAUACAACUAUUCAAAGUGGUGCUUCAGUUCAACUGGUUUUUGGUUUUGAGUACGCCAUUCUCUUAACUAUAGUGGCUACCAUAUGUAUGAAAUACUUUCUCCAUGUGAUAGACUUACAGAGUGAAAACCCUUGGGAUAAUAAAGCUGUCUAUUUACUUUAUACAGAACUUAUCAUGGGAUUCAUUAAAGCUGUUUUAUAUAUAUGUUUUGUUGGUAUUAUGAUCAAGGUCCAUACCUUCCCCUUAUUUGCUAUCAGACCCAUGUAUCUUACACUGAGAGGAUUCAAAAAGUCUCUCAGUGAUGUUAUAAUGUCUAGACGAGCUAUUGCGAAUAUGAAUACCUUAUAUCCUGAUGCCACACCCGAGGAACUCUCGCAAGGUGACAAUGUGUGUAUAAUUUGUCGAGAAGAAAUGACGACAGGAUGUAAGAAAAUCCCCUGCAACCAUAUCUUCCAUGCAAGCUGUCUCAGGUCAUGGUUCCAAAGACAGCAGACCUGUCCUACUUGUCGUAUGGAUGUGUUACGACCUAUGCCAAGGCCACAGACACAACCUACCCAGCCUCCUGCACAACUGCAAAUGCCACAAGGAAUGCCAAAUGGUGCACAAAUGAUGCCACCCUUUGGUAUGUUCCCUGGCUGGCCCCCAAUGGGUAUGCCACAACAGCAUUUUCAACAGCCUGGACAACAGCAGCCUGGACAACAGCAGCCUGGUCAACAGCAGCCUGGUCAACAGCAGCCUGGUCAACAGCAGCCUGGUCAACAGCAAACAGCAGCCUGGUCAACAGCAGCCUGGUCAACAGCAGCCUGGUCAACAGCAGCCUGGUCAACAGCCUGGUCAACAGCAACCAAACCAGCAACCAUUACCAUUCACAGAUCCAACACCAACUGGCACUACUCCAACAUUUACCACAGCCCAAUCUCAUACAACACCAACCUUUCUUCCAUGCCUGGUUUUAACAUGCCGCCACCAUUCAUGAUGCCACCUCCAUUUAUGAUGCCACCUAUGUUUGGUAUGCCAUUUAUACCCCCAACAGUCCCCCAAGGGGUAGAUUUGUCAUCAAUGAGUACAGAAGAGCUAAGGAACCUGGAAGGUCAAGAGAGGCAAAACUUAGAAGCAAGGAUAGCAUUGAUUAGAAAUGUUCACAUGCUAUUGGAUAUGGCUGUUAGUCAGCUCAACCAGUAUACAAUGAUGGUCAAUCCUCAAAGUCCAACUGUAGGAUCUCCAGAAACCCAAGAAGGGGGAGCUGCUGCAAAAGCAGAGGGUAAAAAAGAUAAGGCACCACAAGAUUGGCCAUCUUCGUCUAACAUCACUGUACCAACUGCUACUCCACCUGUAUCUGUACCUGUAUCUACUGAGAGUACUGGGUCAGAUAAAGUGGCUACUAGCACUACUGUUGAGCCAGAGACUGUUGGAAGCACUGAUGAGACAGAUGUUGGAGAGGAUGGUACUAGUAAUGAGGUAAGGCGACGUCGGCUUGAGAGAUUCACCAAAGAGGAAGCAAAACAGGAGAAAGUUGAGACAGAUGAUGAGUGAACGUUUGGUAUCAUGCAAAUGGAAACGAAUGAGAUAAAAGGACAGGAAUUUGGAGUAAAAGAGAAAAAAGGGAAAUAUGGACAUUGUGGUAAACUAUCUUUAAAGAUUGAUUAAUGGAAAUCUUUGCAUGGAAAAAUAUUCGACAAUUACAGAGAGAGAGAUAGAAAUUACCGAAAUAGUUAAACAACCAAACAAGAGGUGCAAAUGUAAUUGAUCUAACAGUCAGGGUCGUAGCAAGGUCAAUUUCCUUUGGGGGAGGGGGGAGAGGCAGCCUGGUGACCAAGCUAAAGAGUGCAUAGCAAACCUGCAAGCAAAACAGGUUGUUAUAUCAUGGGACCAGCUCCCCAGCCCCUUCCCUAGCUACAGCCCUGAGCAGUAAAAUGGUAUUUUGAUAUAAUCAGUACGACCAGAAGUUCAUAACUAGAAGUGUCCAUCUUCCUAUAUAUGAAACGUCCGACGUGUUUUACGUCUGAGCUAUUUUUAGUAAAAUUGACGUCUGCACCGGAAGUGACCAAGCAAGCAGGCCAAACAAACAAAAUGGUGGACUCGGGGUUUCCCGUGUGAGAAAAGCUUGGAUUUGCUUGAGUGUUAUGUUCGAUAAUAGUGUACGCCAUAGAAAAGACACUUAGUUUCUUUUUUACCAUAACAAAGUCCAAAAA